AUGCUUCUGGAAUUGUUAUGCGUGGCUGUUGGGCUAAUAAUCGCGUUGCUGUAUUAUGUCCUAUCCCUCGAGUCACCAAAUCAGUGUUGCACUAUGGUGGUUUUGGGCUCAGGCGGGCACACUGCGGAAUUGCUCUCCUACGUGUCUCAGCUCCCUCCCGUGUAUUCACCCCGGAUAUAUGUGGUAGCAUCAACAGACGAACUGAGUGGAAUCAAGGCACAGGCCCUGGAGAAGGACCGCGGUGCUGAUGAUUUUUUCGUAGAAAAUCUACCUCGAGCUAGAGAAGUCGGACAAUCUUACCUCACAAGCGUUUUCACCACAUGUAUUGCCAUCGUUGCCUCGGUCUUAAUUGUACUAAGGCACCGUCCUCGACUUGUCCUCUGCAACGGCCCUGGGACGUGUGUUCCAAUUUGUCUGGUGGCUAAAAUGGCACAGCCGUUCAUUCGUGGAUCGACUACCAUAGUAUUUGUUGAGAGUGUCUGUCGAACACGUAGUCUUUCUGUUUCUGGUCGUCUGCUCUACCACUUUCGGGUAGCUCGCGUCAUCGUUCAGUGGCCCUAUCUUCUUCAAGCCUACCCGAGAGCUACUUACCUUGGUCUUCUCUCCUAG
Molecule: messenger RNA, 609 nt
Organism: Mesocestoides corti
Lineage: Eukaryota; Metazoa; Platyhelminthes; Cestoda; Cyclophyllidea; Mesocestoididae
Source: the annotation of a GenBank genome assembly